GAUUAUGCCCCCACCAUUCAAGAUAACUCAACCCUAUUCGUCCCAUCAUUUCUCCACCAUUCCCUUUCCCUCCCUGCAAACAAACAUUAAACUUGAAAACCCCCCCAACAAAAUUCCCCAAUUUUAUCAAUAACAUGACCUCUGGACUUGUUCUCACAACAACUCAUCUACCCUUCAAUUCUAAUGCAGAUAAGUUUCCCCAAUUCUACGCGACUUGUUCGUCUCCAAGAUUUCGAAUUCUUUGUUCAUCAUCAGGUCCAGAGCUAACCCUACCCACUGGGACAAUUGGAAAUGAUGGUUUGGUGACGGGUGGUGCCUACGAUUUCAGUAAAGCAACAACUUCCGUUACACACAAGUUACUGUCGGCCCCGAAGCAAGUCACUCUAGUAAGGCAUGGCUUAAGCACUUGGAAUGAUGAAAGCAGGGUUCAGGGAAGCUCAAACUCGUCCAUCUUAACAGAAACUGGAAUCAUGCAAGCAGAAAGAUGCAAGAAAGCUUUGGUAGACAUACACUUUGAUCAAUGUUUCUCGAGUCCAAUUUCACGAGCCAAGUCGACUGCUGAAAUCAUGUGGGCAGGGAGGGAAGAGUCCUUGAUCUUUCUUGAUACCCUGAAGGAAGCACAUCUAUUCUACCUUGAAGGCAUGAAAAAUAAGGACGCUAGGCGAAUAUAUCCAAAGGAGUACACAAAGUGGAGAGGAGAUCCGUCGAAUUUCCAUGUAAAUGGCAUCUAUCCCAUUCGGCAACUAUGGGACACUGCAAGCAUCGCUUGGAAGGAAAUCUUGUUCACACCUGGGGAGAAUUUUCUUGUUGUGACCCACAAAUCAAUGUUACGGGCGCUAAUUUGCGCUGCUCUUGGACUAAGCCCAGAGAGGUUUCGGGCGUUUGAUGUGAAUAAUGGGGGAAUAUCGGUGUUUAAAUUCAACAAGCAAGGGGAAGCCAUGCUUCAGUCUUUGAACAUGACGGCUCAUAUGUACACGGACCACACGUAUCUUUAUUGAACACGAUCUUUUAUAUCUAUGAAUACGAGCUAUAGAUUGAAGCCAUCAAGAAGAAGUGCUCGAGAUACCGAUGAUUGUGCUUGUAUCUAAUCCUUAUGAGAUUCUAGUCGAGUCGAGUCGAGUCGAAUGGGUAAAUUGUUUAGGGCCCUUAAAAUAUAGGAUCGAAUUCAUUUCAUUCCUUGGUAAUAAAACUAUAUCCACAAACC
Cynara cardunculus var. scolymus (artichoke) is the source of this 1204-nucleotide messenger RNA. RefSeq names its product probable 2-carboxy-D-arabinitol-1-phosphatase. The transcript has 7 exons. Lineage: Eukaryota; Viridiplantae; Streptophyta; Magnoliopsida; Asterales; Asteraceae. The coding region runs from base 135 to 998 and encodes 287 amino acids. The record is from RefSeq and is a predicted model, not a curated record. Gene Ontology annotation, molecular function: phosphatase activity.